AUGGUAGAUGUUUAUCCACCACGGCAAAGUCUUGUGGUCUGCCGCAAGGAGUCGGUCUGGGAUGGCAACAGCUCAUUCCUGGGAAGGAAGGAAGGAACCACACAGCUCGGCUCCGGACAUGGCACCCUUCAUUUGAUCGAGAUGCAAACUCUUCUCUUCUUGAACUUUUCUUCUCUGGUAGGCGGCGUGAGUACUGACUACAUGGACAUGUGCUGUGUUGACGACCUGGUGGUCACCUCUACCACCAUCGUGACCCUGGCGGCCUGCCCCACCGCCACCCCUGCCGCCACUGCCGCCUGCGCCUGCGCCUCGGUCGUCGCUGCCGCCCUGGCGGACGUCGGCCCGCUUGUCGCCGACGCCGUUGCGUCCGGCGUGUCGUCGGGCAUGUCGUCGGGCCUGGGCCCCCUGACGACCGCCGUCAAGGCGCUGGCCACGCCUUCCUGGGUCGCGUGGGCCCGUGCGCUGGCCCCGUCGGGCGUCAAUGUCGUGGGCGCUGCGCUGUUUGGCUUGGUGGGCUGGUUUGCCCGCAUCCUCUGGGAGCGUCGGCAGGAGGGGAAGGAGAAGGCCAAGAAGGAGCGAGCGGGAGAGGGACGGGGGGAGGAUGGCACGCGCCGUGUCGCGAGUGCUCACUCGGGGCUCCUGCCCACUUUUAACGUGGGCACUAUUUCGAGGAGGAGCGGCCGCCGUACCGACUAG
This is a messenger RNA of Diaporthe amygdali, 696 nucleotides long. RefSeq lists its product as uncharacterized. NCBI's taxonomy places the organism in Eukaryota, Fungi, Ascomycota, Sordariomycetes, Diaporthales, Diaporthaceae. The record is from RefSeq and is a predicted model, not a curated record. The coding region runs from base 1 to 696 and encodes 231 amino acids. The transcript has 3 exons.